Molecule: messenger RNA, 564 nt
Organism: Sparassis crispa
Lineage: Eukaryota; Fungi; Basidiomycota; Agaricomycetes; Polyporales; Sparassidaceae
Product: Protein yippee-like
Exons: 3
Coding region: 1-564 (187 amino acids)
Source: RefSeq, a predicted model, not a curated record
AUGCCCGACUUUGCGCUCGCACCCGUAUAUGAAGAAGGCAAUUAUUCGUCCUCGCAUGCUGUGCAGUGCACACUUACGUGUAAGACUUGUCAUUCUUCAAUUGCUUCGCAGGAUUGUCUUCUCUCAACGGCGUUUCGCGGACACACCGGCAAAGCCGCCCUAUAUUCGGAAGUGUCGAACGUCACCUUCAACGCGCCAUGUAUCCUCCUGAUGAACACCGGCGCACACACCGUCCAGGAACUUUCGUGCAAAAAGUGUACAGCAUACCUCGGGUGGAAGAUCGUCCGCGCGCACGAGAAGCCAGAGAAAUGGAAGGAGGGCCACCAUCUCCUCGAGCUCGCGCUCCUCGAAGAGGUGGCCGUCCAAUCGCUCCCAGGAGAAAUGCAGCAACAACUAGACACUGUUGUCUCGAGGUUCGCAGCGAGUCUCGACUUCGGUGGCUCUCAGCCAAGGCGGGCGUCGUCGCCGGAUCCAUAUUCGUACUCGCAGCGAGGGAAGCCACUUGGCCCGCGCAUUCAGCGGUCCAGUCUCUCGUCGCUGACUCGCAGCAGCGCAACGCUGUAG